AUGUUCAAGAUGGGCAUGCAGUAUUUGCGGAACAACAGUGAGGAUCCGGCAUUUGCAAUGCUUGGAAAAGCACUCAGCUACCAAUCUACUCAUUUCAACAGAGCAAUUCUCAGCACCGGUUCAAUUCAUGCAGCACAUGGAAGAUCACGAUGUGCGCGACUCAACAAGUACAGGGUUGCGGUGGAUGCAUGUGAUUAUAAUGGCUGCCUUUGGAACAACAUCGGUGUCUGCUUAAUGGCUAAAGGACGGCUUGCUCAAGCUCACAGCUGUCUCAAGAAGGCUUCUUUCAUAUGUCCACUAGAUUACAAGAUCAACUACAAUCUCGGCCUUGUUCACCAAGCAAUGGGGUUGCACUGCUCAGCCUUGCAUUUCCUCAAAGCAGCCGCUGAGCUGGAGCGAGACAAUGCUCAGAUCAUCGGAGCGAUGGCAGUUGUAUUGUCGAAUAUGAACGAUGUUAACAACGCUCGACGUGCAUACGAAAAGUCUAUAUCGAUGGAUCCAAAGGCUCAGGUGAUAUUGAAUUACGCCAUUUUCGAGUAUCGUCAAAAGAAUCGAGACGUUGCCAGGGAUGCUCUCACCCAUUUCAAGACGAUCUCUAGUUCAGGUGGCUGUCGCAAGGACCUACUCGCCAUAGCCGACCAAUUGGACGAUGCAUUGCUUUCUUUGCCGCAUGGUGAUGAGCAGCAGCCCGCUUGA
This is a messenger RNA of Cooperia oncophora, 696 nucleotides long. The record is from the annotation of a GenBank genome assembly. Lineage: Eukaryota; Metazoa; Nematoda; Chromadorea; Rhabditida; Trichostrongylidae.